GAAAAGGCUGGCUGGCAGAGAGCAAAAAAGGAGGUACUUUUUGCUUGAAAACUAUCUGGAUCUACAGCCUUUGAACAGGAAGCAAGAGCCUUUAUCCUGUUACAGGAGAAUGGAAGAAACUCAGAGGCUCUGGAGAUGGAAAAAUGGACUCCUCCAAUGCUUUAUCAUGAUGUCUGCUUGGAAGGCAGUUUCUGGGCAGAUCCACUAUUCCAUUCCUGAGGAGAUGCACAAAGGCUCUUUUGUGGGGGAUAUUGCAAAGGACCUAGGAAUGGAUGGGAAGCAGUUUCCAGACCAUGGACUCCGCAUUCUUCCCAGAAUAGGUAUGAUCCAGUAUUUUGCUUUGAAUGACAACAAUGGCCAUUUACAGAUUUCUGAGAGAAUAGACAGGGAGGAAAUGUGCAUAGAAGCAGAAAAGUGUGUAUUAAAAUUUCAGAUUCUUAAUGAGAAUAAAUUAAAGAUUUAUGGCGUUGAAGUGGAAAUAACAGAUAUUAAUGAUAACGCUCCUCAAUUUCUGCUAAAGGAAUGGAAAAUGAAAAUCAGUGAGACAUCUACACCUGGAGAUAAAUUCCUUCUCCCCAAAGCUCAGGAUCCCGAUCUGGGGGUCAAUUCUAUACAAAGCUAUCAACUUAUGGACAGUAGCCAUUUUUCUCUGGAGGUGCAAAUAGGAGAAAAUGGUGUUAGACAUGCUGAACUAGUGUUGGAAAAAUCUCUGGACAGAGAGGAGCAAGCAGUUUAUAAUCUAAUCCUUAUAGGUACUGAUGGGGGUGAGCCCAUCCGGUCUGGCUCUGUGCAAAUCCAAGUCAUUGUUCUAGAUGCAAAUGACAAUGCUCCAGUUUUCAGCCAACCUGUCUAUGAAGCAACUGUGAAGGAGAAUGUUCCUGAAGGAUCUACAGUCUGUAAAAUAAAAGCAAUUGACCUGGAUGAAGGAAUUAAUGGAGAGGUAAAAUACUCAUUCGAAAAAAUUAGAGAGAAGAAUUCCAAAAUAUUCCUAUUAAACUCCACAACAGGAGAAAUUACCCUUGUGGGAAACCUUGACUUUGAAGCAUCAUCCUUACAUGAAUUUGAGGUGCAAGCCAUGGAUGGGGGAGGACUGAGCGACAGAUCAAAGGUUGUGAUCUUCAUUACAGAUUUGAAUGAUAAUGCACCAGAAUUAGAAAUUAACUUUGUAACCAACUCUGUCCUUGAGAACUCACCAACUGGAACUAUCAUUGCCAUUUUAAAUGUACAAGACAGAGAUUCAGGAGUCAAUGGGCAAGUCAAAUGCUCCAUUCCAAAUAACCUUCCUUUUCAGCUCAAAAAGUCAAUGGAUAAUUUUUAUACCUUGGUGACAGACAGACCGCUUGACAGGGAACAAGUAGCAGCCUACAAUAUCACUGUUACAGCAACCGAUGAUGGGUCUCCAACAUUAUCAACAUCAGCCAUUGUUUCGCUCCAGGUGUUAGACACAAAUGACAACCCUCCACUCUUUGCAGAAUCAACCUACACCUCUUAUCUUCUAGAAAAUAACCCAAGAGGAGUGUCAGUCUUUUCCCUGAAAGCAAGUGAUCCAGACUGGGAAAAGAAUUCACAAGUAAGUUACUCCAUCAUUGAAGGCCAGAUGAGCGAAUCUCUUCUCUCUUCCUUUCUCUCUAUUAACUCGGAGAAUGGAGUUGUUUAUGCCCUUAGUUCAUUUGAUUACGAAGACUUUCGUGAGAUUCAGUUCCAGGUCAAAGCUCAGGAUGGAGGCUCCCCACCACUCAGCUCCAACGUCUCUGUGACUCUCUUCAUCCUCGAUCAGAAUGACAAUGGCCCAGAGAUCCUGUAUCCUUCCCCUCCCACGGAUGGCUCCACUGGAGUAGAAUUGGCCCCUCGCUCCUCUGAGCCAGGUUACCUGGUCACUAAGGUGGUGGCCGUGGAUGCAGAUUCUGGCCAGAAUGCCUGGCUUUCCUACCAGCUGAUCAAGGCCACAGAGCCAGGGCUUUUCACUGUGGGACUCCACACUGGAGAGAUCAGGACAGCCCGUUUCUUUCUGCAGAAAGAUGCCCUCAAACAAAGCCUGGUGGUUUUAGUGAAGGACAAUGGGCAGCCGCCUCUCUCCGCCUCAGUCACUGUCACUGUGGUGCUGGCUGACAGCAUUCCUGAAAGCCUCUCAGAUCUCAGCAGCAUCUCAGCUCCGAUAGAUGAUCCCCAGUCUGACCUCACCUUCUACCUGGUGAUUGCUGUGGCUUUUGUCUCCUGCUUGUUCUUUGUCUUCCUCCUUGUCUUACUGGCUAUCAAGUUGCGCAGCUGGAGAAAUGCACAGCUGUUUGAGUGUGGGAGUGUGAAUUUCAGUGGUGCUCCUGUCUCACAAUUUGUGGGUAUUGAUGGAGUCCGAGCAUUUCUUCACUCCUACUGCCAUGAGGUGUCUCUCACCACAGACUCAAGGAAAAGCCAGUUUAAUCUUUCUAAGGCAAAUUAUUCCAAUACUCUGAACAAUCAAGAGACUUCUGAAGUAAAGAAUCCUAUCCUAUCCAGUGAUGAUAUCAAUUUGAAUAAUAGUGAUCCGAACAUAGUCCAGGUGAGCCAACCAUUUUAG
Molecule: messenger RNA, 2554 nt
Organism: Hemicordylus capensis (graceful crag lizard)
Lineage: Eukaryota; Metazoa; Chordata; Lepidosauria; Squamata; Cordylidae
Product: protocadherin gamma-A12-like
Exons: 1
Coding region: 110-2554 (814 amino acids)
Biological process (GO): homophilic cell-cell adhesion
Cellular component (GO): plasma membrane
Molecular function (GO): calcium ion binding
Source: RefSeq, a predicted model, not a curated record